AUGAUAGACACGCGCGCCCUCGGCGCCGACGACCCGCGCAAGAAGGCGUGGGUCGACGCGCGCACCUACGAGUGGGACGUCCACUACUUCUACCCGAUGGCGGACGCGGCGGCGCGAGAGUUGAUGCGGAGCGGCUCUUUCACCGAGACGCACAAGCAGGAGCUUAGGCAGCGGCUGCGUGCCGCGCGCGCGGCGGAUGCGGCGGCAGGGUCGGAGGCCGAGGCGGUGGCUGAGGCGGCAGAGAGGGCGGCGAGGGAGAAGGCGCUGGCGGAGGCGGCAGGUUGGGCGGCGGCGGCGGCGGCUGAGAGCGCGGGGAUCGACGACGCCUCGCUGCCGUCGGCAGCCGCAAGCGUGGCCGCCACGCCGGGCGCCUUUGCCUCUCGCGUGUGCGCCGACCCCGAUUGCGCGGACUGCGCGGCGGAGUUUGAGUGUGUGGCGUGCAUGGAGGAGGACGGCGAGGAGCCGUGCGAGGAUGAGGGCGGCGUGCUGGUGUGA
Emiliania huxleyi CCMP1516 is the source of this 495-nucleotide messenger RNA. RefSeq lists its product as hypothetical. The record is from RefSeq and is a predicted model, not a curated record. Bases 1 to 495 code for a protein of 164 amino acids. Lineage: Eukaryota; Haptophyta; Isochrysidales; Noelaerhabdaceae. The transcript has a single exon.